This is a messenger RNA of Polychytrium aggregatum, 1489 nucleotides long. RefSeq lists its product as uncharacterized. The coding region runs from base 118 to 1335 and encodes 405 amino acids. The transcript has 9 exons. The record is from RefSeq and is a predicted model, not a curated record. Lineage: Eukaryota; Fungi; Chytridiomycota; Chytridiomycetes; Polychytriales. Gene Ontology annotation, molecular function: dipeptidase activity.
GCGAUCGAGCGAGAGGAUGCUGGGUCGGUGCUGGCGGCGUUGCCUGCACCAGGAGCCGGGCGCCAACGAAAUGGGCCCUGCCUGGAUCGCACCCGCCCAUCUCGCCCCUGCAUCACGAUGAGCUCCGUAUCCAUCGAAGCCCUCGGCUCCGUCGUCAAGCAUCAGCUCGACUCUGUCUCGGACGAGCUGCGGGAGAUCAGUCUGCAGAUCCAUGCCCGUCCCGAACUUGCCUAUGAGGAGGUCUUUGCUCACGAGCUGCUGACGGACUAUCUCGAGCGAAAGGGCUUUCGGGUCGUCCGACAGGCGUGCGGACUCAAGACCGCUUUCGUCGCCGAGUACACCUCUGCAGCCGCCCAGAAUGCCCCAGCGUCAAGCAAGGUCGCUACUGUCGGCUUUCUCUCCGAAUUCGAUGCUCUGCCCAAGAUCGGACAUGCAUGCGGCCACAAUCUGAUUGCUAUCUGCGGAGUCGCAGCGGCCCUUGGAUUCAAGGCGGCCGUCGACAAGUUUGGAAUUGCAGCCCACCUGAAGGUGUUUGGGUCGCCGGCUGAGGAAACCACUGGUGGAAAGAUCCAUAUGAUCAAGGCCGGCGCCUUUGAGAAUGUCGACCUGGCCCUCAUGGCUCAUCCCGGCAACGCCGACUUUGUCUAUGCUCAGUACUUGGCCUUGCAGGGCCUGCAUGUCAGCUACCACGGCAAGUCUUCCCACGCCGCGGCCGCUCCCUGGGACGGCGUCAACGCCCUGGAUGCCGUAGUGAUGGCCUACAACUCGAUCUCGAUGCUGAGACAACAGAGCCUGCCCACCAACCGAGUCCAUGGCAUCAUCACCAACGGCGGAGCUGCUCCAAACACCAUCCCCGACUUUGCCUCGUCGAUCUACUACAUCCGGUCUCAGCGACUCGCGCAGCUGAACGAGCUCAAGGCCAAGAUCUUGGGCUGUCUCGAGGGAGCCGCAGCUGCAACCGGAGCCAGGCUUUCGCUCGAAGAGGAAGCGGCAUUUGCCGACGUCCGACAAAACGAAGUGCUGGCGCGGCUCUACGACCGACACAUUCGCUCCCUUGGGGCCACGAUCGCCAUGGACCGCAACAAGCAAGAAGAAAUGCCCAAGGGCUCGACCGACAUGGGCAAUGUGACCCAUGUGGUGCCUGGCAUCCAUCCAAUCUUUGACAUUGGCUGCAAUUCGGACAUCCACACCGAAGACUUUCGCGAAGCAGCCAAGAGCCAGCUUGCCCACGAGCGCACCCUGCGGUGCGCUGCGGCCCUGUCGCUUGUCGGGCUCGAAUGUGCGACGGACGCCCAGCUCCUGGCAGAGGCUACGGCCGAUUUUGCCAGCAAGUAAAGCGAUGCCAAGGCUGCGGUGCAACAACCGGGCCGGCUGGAUCAAGGCACAGGAUCAAGUGGCAUCAAGUUAUUGUCGCGGCAUUCCCGUCUCGAUGUGAAUGGAUCGCAGCUCCUGCUAUCAUUACGGCAAUACAUUGACACAAUAGCACCUA